Molecule: messenger RNA, 477 nt
Organism: Penicillium oxalicum
Lineage: Eukaryota; Fungi; Ascomycota; Eurotiomycetes; Eurotiales; Aspergillaceae
Exons: 3
Coding region: 1-477 (158 amino acids)
Cellular component (GO): nucleus; cytoplasm
Source: RefSeq, a predicted model, not a curated record
AUGCGCUUUUUGUGUUUACACGGUGCAAGCACCAAUUCCGAGAUCUUCCAAAUCCAAACGGGAGGAUUGCGUCAAUCUCUCGAGGAAAAGGGACAUUCAUUCACUUUUAUCGAUGGCAAUGUUCCCUCGAGCUGUGAAGAGGGACUCGAGGGCGUCGUAGAUGGGCCGUUCUACAGUCACUACGUGCGCGACCCCGCUCUGCCGGGUGUCCAGCUCGCCGAGGCCUUUGAGCACGUCCAACGUGCUAUUCAAAAAGAGGGUCCUUUUGACGUCGUCAUGGGCUUCUCCCAGGGUGCCGCACUCGCAGCGGCGCUCAUCGCCCACCACGCCAAAGAGAAUCGAACGGGCCCACCCUUGUUUCGCGCAGGUGUCUUUAUCUGCAGCGCGCGCGCCGUGGGAGAGCUCCGGGCUGGAGCGCAUCGAGAACAAACCCGACACCUGGGCCAUCAAUAUCCCGACGGCCCAUGUGGUGGGUAA